AUGCCGUCAGUCAGACACUGUCAGUUGGCAGCAGCGCUCUCCUCUCUGCUUCAGCAAGAGAUAAUUGACAUCGUUCCGCUCACACCACACCGGCAGUUCACUUGCUGCUCCACCGCCACCCCACCUCACGAACUCGUUCUUAUCGUGGAUUGCAACCUUUGGUUCCGUCAUGGUCAGAAUGCCGCUUGUCAAUCUCGGCGACCCUCGCUGCGAGUGUGUGCUAGUCUCGGAAAUCAAAUUCCCUCCAGUGUAAACUGGUUAAGUUGCUUGUUGGCUUGUUUGCUUCUUCACCUACCCGGGCACGCCCACCUUCGAUACGUGUUGCGUUCUACGUCAUCACGUAUGAACCCACAUUCAUCUCAGCAGAACUUUCUGCUUGUUCUGUACUGA
Molecule: messenger RNA, 390 nt
Organism: Pelobates cultripes (western spadefoot toad)
Lineage: Eukaryota; Metazoa; Chordata; Amphibia; Anura; Pelobatidae
Source: the annotation of a GenBank genome assembly